Molecule: messenger RNA, 2504 nt
Organism: Ailuropoda melanoleuca (giant panda)
Lineage: Eukaryota; Metazoa; Chordata; Mammalia; Carnivora; Ursidae
Product: POU domain, class 3, transcription factor 3-like
Exons: 2
Coding region: 1449-2504 (351 amino acids)
Source: RefSeq, a predicted model, not a curated record
GUCCCUCAGACCCUCCUCUGCCUCUCUCAGACCCACCCCUGCUUGGCCUCUGUCCUUGGGGACCCCAGGGUCCUGCUCCCUGCUGAGGCCCAGGAGGGCAACUCCAGCCCCACCCUUCCUAGGAAGCUGGAUGCCCAGUCCUCUUGUGGGGAGGGCAGUCUCCCACCCCUCCAGAGUCUGAGUAGUGGCACCCCCAGCCGCGGGGGGGACUCUGGAUGCCCAAUUCCCAGAACCUAUGCCCUCAGGGAUCGCGUUACCCAGGCCCCAAAUCUCCACCUCAUAAGUCUCAGUCCCCAGAUCCAUUCCCACCUGCCCAAGAGCCAGACUGUCCUCGCCCCCUGCCCUGUCAGAGACUCAGGAGACUGGGCACCCAGUCCCCUCUUCCCUCAAACACAGAAGCUCUAACUUCUCCCAUAAAGACUCAAGAAUCUUGGCUCUCAGUACCCUUCUCCCCCAGGACCCAGGAGUCCAGGUGCUCAAUUCUGCCUUUUCCCAGGACCCAGGAGUCUUGGCCCCCUCCGGCCCCUAAACUGGGUGCCCAGCUUCCUCUAUGCCCAGAAACCAGGAAUCCAGGCCCAUAGCCCUCUCCUCCCUUAAGAACCCCUUUUUUGCCUCAAACCCCACCUGUCCCAACAUCCUGGGAGCCCCCCCAUUCCCCGCCAGCUCCAGCCUCCUGUCACCCCACUCAGGUCCUGUAUACAGCACAGGCUGUCCCCCAGCUAAGAAGGAGGAGGGUGCCAGAGAUUCCUGGGGUGUCCCUGUCUCCAUCACUCCCCCCCAAUCCAUCACAGAAGAGAGGAGAGGCCACUUUGAUCAACAGCCCGCCCCCCCUCGCGUCGUGCUGCAGACGGCAUCCCGUUCCCCCCCCUUCCAACACCGUUCUCUCCCCACCCUAAUCCUGGUGCUCAGAACAGGCUGGAAGGGUAUUCCAGAACCUUGAGGAAGGGGUGGUAGCUUGGGACGAGGGGUGCUUGGGGCCUGGAUGCCCUCAAGGUCCUUGGCGGGGGUAUUAAUAGCAGACUCAUAGCUCUGAGAAGGGAGGGGAGAGCGAGAGGAGAGAGGGAGAGGGACGGCCAGCGAAGGGGGGAGACCGAUGCGAUGCAGGCAGGGGGAUGCAGAGGGAAGAUGGGAUGGAGAGAUGGGCGAUAGAGAGAUGGGGUGUCAGGUAUGCAGGGCUGGGGAGAGGGUGCAAAGUGUCAGAAAAAUGGGGGGUUAGGAGGUCUGAGGAGUAGAGACCCAGGAAAAAGGGGCUCAGAGAGGGAGAAAGAGAGGGGGCGGAGGAGAGUCUCCAGGAGACAGACAAGGGAGAUGGCGAGGGGCAAAGACCCCUGCUCACCAUGCAACCCCCCUCCUUUCCUGAGGCCCCUGGCCAACUUUCCCUGUCCUAGAUCUGGGGGUCCACGUUCCCACUCCCACCCCUGCAUCCCGUACCCCAGCCUUACCUUUUCAUGACCCUGUUCUGUGGGGGGUAUUGCGGGGGGGCAGGACCGGAACCCAGAGUCCAGCGACCCGAAGAUUCCGCGGAGGGCUCAGGGAACCGCUGGGGGGCCAGGCCCUGGGGCGGCGGCGGUGGCGGCGGCAGCGGCGGUGGGGACCUCCUGCCCGGCCCCGGCUCCGGCUCUCCCUCCUCGUCUUCGGUCCUGUCCUGCCCUGUCUGUCCCCCAAGGUUGCGGCCACCCCAACUAGGCGAGGACGCUGCUACACAUGUUGCGCUGGAAGUUGGGCCCCGGACAUUGCGGAGGCUGUCGAGGUGUCCUCUCGCCGCCCCGACCCCGUGGGGAUCCCCCCUCCGCCCACCUGGGGUGCCCCCCUCUGCCGCUUCAGCCCCGGCUCCUCCCCCCCGUCCAUGUGUCCGGUCCCGCCUCUCCCUGGCUCAUUCGCACCCCCACCCUUUGUGCCCUCAGCGCCCCCCCUCCAGCGUCUGUGUCUGUCUGUCUGUCUGGGUCACCUCUGAAGCCAGUGGCUGGUGUGUGUGUUUGUGUGAGGGGCCGGAGGCUGCCUGUCUGGGGAACUGCUCGCCCCUUGCUCGCUUGGCCACCUCCAGACCCCCCCUCAGCACCCCCACACUCAAACCCAGGCAGAAACACACACAUACACACACGCACACACACACGACCUCACUUCCCUGGGAUUCCCCCUCAACACCCCCGGAGCUUGAGGAGGGAGACACACACACACACACACACACACACACACACACACACACACACACACGGGGUCCAGUGGGGGCCGGGCUGCCACUGCCGUCCGGGGCUGUUCGGACAGACAGGAGGACACAGGCAGCUGGGGACGCCAGACGCCCGGCCGGACGCAGGCAGAAGGCACAGAGUCCAGACACAGCCUGGCCCCCGGACGAGCCCUCUGCCAGCUGCCCAGCUCGUGCCCCUCCUGCUCGAUCGGCGAUCGGCGGGGCCCAGCGUUCUCUAAAGUGCUGGGGUGGAGCGGAGCACAGGACACCUGGGCCCCUGAGGGCAGAGGCCAGGAGAGUGUGUAUACGCCUGUGA